Molecule: messenger RNA, 771 nt
Organism: Sphenostylis stenocarpa
Lineage: Eukaryota; Viridiplantae; Streptophyta; Magnoliopsida; Fabales; Fabaceae
Source: the annotation of a GenBank genome assembly
AUGGAGGUGAGUUUCAAGUCUCCUUGCCUUGAAAAACCAGAAGCUGAGGCUGAAGUAGAAGAAGACAUGCGCUUUCACAAGUCUCUUCAGGAGCUAAGAGAACUGCAGUCUCAGCUGCACAAUGCUGCAGAUUAUUGUGAAAAAACUUUCUUGAAAUGUGAAGUUAAGAGAGAUGUGAUGGAAAACACAAAAGAAUACAUUUGCAGGGCCAUGGUCACUGUAGUUGAUCAUUUUGGAAACGUCUCAGCUAAUCUUGAAGGCCUUAUUUCUCAAACAAGUGCAUUUUGUGAGGCUGAGUCACGAAUCCAGUGCCUCAGACAAAGACUUUUCUCAUGUGAACAAUAUGCUGAUAAGCUUGCACUCACAAAAAUGAGAUGGAGGGAGAAAGUGCCAAGAUUCCAUUCUCGAUAUUUAUCUUCACCACCCAUUCUUGAGAGAUCAAGCAGUGAGAAAUUAAGAGAUUCAAAAACUGAAGAUCCCACAAAAGUAGAAGAUAAACACAUACAAGAAAAGCAGGAGGAAUUGCCACUUUUCUUGUGCACCCAAAAGCCACAUGCAGAGAAGAAUUUGAAGCCAACCAGUGUUGCUACAUUGAGCAAACAUAACAAUCUGACCAUGGUGGUACCUGUUCGGGACUGUUUGUCAGUCUUAACAAAAGUUUCAAAUCCUACAUUUCAUUUCCAAGGUUCCCCGAAGAUUACACGCCAUAGAAGAUCCUUGCAUGGCAGUGACAUCUUAUGGCUCAUACGGCGUACUAAAAGAAUCCAAUGA